AUGAAUAGCUUUGAUUCUCAGAGGCGACAAUUAAGAUCACUCCUUGAAAGAAGAUAUAUGGCAAGAAAGGAGCAUUGUCAGUGCAACUCCAACUGGCCUCUUCUGGAACCUGCUUCCAGCCGGAAAACUCUAAAAACAAUAUCCACGUACGCUUUCCCUGGAGUUGAUGAUAAUCUCGUUUCCACGUUAGUUCCACCUGUGACAAGUGUAUUCCAAGGCCGUUCGAUCUGCCAGCGCGUCAAUCUUCAUAAGCAUGCAAGUUAUCAUAGCCUAGCUAAGGCCCUGAGACAGAUGUUUGUGGAUGCCGGAGAUGUUGGACUCACUUCGGAGAAUGAUCAGCUUCAUGACCUGUCUAAUGCUAUUCCUUGUCAUCUCACUACUGCUUAUGAGGACAUAGAAAAUGAUCUUCUCCUCGCAGGCGACCUCAAUUGGAAGUCUUUUGUACGUGUGGCGAAGAGAAUUCGGAUCCUGCCAAUGAAGUCAAAUUCAAGGCCGUAG
Juglans microcarpa x Juglans regia is the source of this 498-nucleotide messenger RNA. Its product is annotated as auxin-responsive protein IAA33-like. Bases 1 to 498 code for a protein of 165 amino acids. Lineage: Eukaryota; Viridiplantae; Streptophyta; Magnoliopsida; Fagales; Juglandaceae. Gene Ontology annotation, cellular component: nucleus. Gene Ontology annotation, molecular function: protein binding. Gene Ontology annotation, biological process: regulation of DNA-templated transcription. The transcript has 2 exons. The record is from RefSeq and is a predicted model, not a curated record.